Molecule: messenger RNA, 2461 nt
Organism: Girardinichthys multiradiatus
Lineage: Eukaryota; Metazoa; Chordata; Actinopteri; Cyprinodontiformes; Goodeidae
Gene: slc9a2
Product: solute carrier family 9 member 2
Exons: 13
Coding region: 203-2461 (752 amino acids)
Biological process (GO): sodium ion transport; regulation of pH; proton transmembrane transport
Cellular component (GO): membrane
Molecular function (GO): sodium:proton antiporter activity
Source: RefSeq, a predicted model, not a curated record
GUUUCUUCGUCACUGUUGCUGGAUUAUCUGAAGAGGUUUCCCUCACAGUAUGCUGCAAUCUUAAUUACUCUCAACUAGAGAAACUUAAAGUUCGUUUUCAUUAAACCUUUCUAGCAUUUUUUGGGAACUAACGAUGGAAUGAUUGUGUUUCAACCUCCUAGGUAUUCAUACUGGAGCAUAAGAACUGCGUCUUUUGCGCACCAUGAAUCAUAUCUACACCAAACGAGCACUCUCGGUGCUUAUUAUCUGCGCAUUUUUAAGUCUUCCUUAUGGCUCCAGUGGAGAAGCUCCACCUAAACCAGGUGAAGGGGUCACGAUUUUGUCCCCUGUUAAGCCUGAUAAUGGACCCCAGGUUUAUCCAGAAGAUGAAAAGUCUAAUUUACCUGUGUUCACUAUGGACUAUCCCAGAAUACAGAUCCCGUUUGAGAUCACUUUAUGGAUGCUGCUGGCUUCGUUCGCAAAAAUAGGCUUUCAUGUGUACCACAAGAUAACCAUCUGGGUGCCAGAGUCAUGUCUUCUAAUAACCAUCGGUCUGAUUGUUGGAGGCAUUAUGCACUCAGUCAAAGAGGAGCCCCCAGCUGUUCUCACCAGCAAUGUCUUCUUCCUUUACAUGCUCCCCCCUAUCGUCCUUGACUCGGGCUACUUCAUGCCCGCCAGGCCUUUCUUUGAGAACAUUGGCACAGUGUUGUGGUUUGCAGUGGUGGGAACCCUGUGGAACAGCAUCGGCAUCGGCAUGUCCCUGUUCGCCAUAUGCCAGAUCGAAGCGUUCGACGUGCAGGACAUCAACCUCCAGGAGAACCUGUUGUUUGCAGCUAUCAUCUCGGCCGUGGACCCCGUGGCGGUUCUCAACGUGUUUGAGCAGGCUUCUGUGAACGAGCAGCUCUACAUUGCGAUUUUUGGAGAAUGCCUCUUCAACGAUGCCAUCACUGUGGUGCUGUACAGCAUGUUCAGCUUUGUGGCAGAAAUGCCAGUGGUGGACCCGGUGGACGUGUUCUUGGGAGUGUCGAGGUUCUUUGUGGUCGGCCUUGGGGGGAUGGGUUUUGGCAUCCUUUUCGGUUUUGUGGCCGCCUUCACAACAAGAUUCACCUCCAAGGUCAGAGAAAUUGAGCCCCUCUUCAUCUUCAUGUACAGCUAUCUGGCGUAUCUGGUGGCCGAGCUCUUUGCCAUCUCAUCCAUCAUGGCCAUUGUUUGCUGUGCCCUCACUAUGAAGAACUACGUCGAAGAGAAUGUUUCCCAGCGUUCUUGCACGACCAUCCGGCAUGUGGUCAAAAUGCUCGGCUCUAUCUCGGAGACCCUUAUCUUCUUCUUCCUGGGCGUCGUCACCAUAACGACCGAGCAUGAGUGGAACUGGGGCUACAUCCUGUUCACGCUGUUGUUUGCCUUUCUAUGGAGAGGUCUGGGUGUUUUGUUGUUGACUCAGAUCAUCAACCCUUUCCGAACCAUCCCCUUCAACAUGAAAGAUCAGUUUGGUUUGGCCUACGGAGGACUGCGAGGUGCAGUUUCAUUUGCUCUGGCCUUUACGCUACCUGACCACAUCGGCCGAAAGCAGCUGUUUGUCACUGCCACCAUCGCAGUCAUCCUCUUCACCGUGUUUCUUCAGGGAAUCAGUAUCCAACCUCUGAUUGAGUUCAUCAAUGUUCGCAGAACCAACCGCAACGUGGACACCAUCAAUGUAGAGAUUCACAGCAGGCUCAUGGAGCACACAAUGGAAGGAAUAGAAGAUCUCUGUGGACAGUGGAGUCAUUUCUACUGGAAGGACAAGUUCAUGAAGUUUAACAACCGAAUACUACGCCGGAUCUUUAUCCGAGACCGCAGGGCCGAGUCCAGUAUUGUCGCGUUGUACAAGAAGCUGGAGCUGCAGAAUGCCAUGGAGAUCCUGGACACGGUGCCUGGGGACAUCAGUGCUGCUCCGUCCCUCGUCUCCCUCCAGGACGAGAAGAAGGAAUCUCCUAAACCAAAGAAGAUAUACAUGGCCGAGGACCUUAAAAACAUGCACAACAUCCUGUCCAAGAACAUGUACAAGAUCAGGCAGCGGACGGUGGCAUUCACGAGUAAGCAUGCUCUGCCCAAUGACAGCCAGCCAAGAGAGAUCCUGAUCAGACGCCACGCCAGCAUCCGGCGAAGCCUCCGUCCUGGCAUCCUUCAGUCAACGAUGGUUCCAAAGUCACAGAAAUAUUUCUCACUUCCUGCUGCACAGAAUUUGGGGUCUAAAUAUCCUUCUGUUAGGCUGAGUUAUGCAGAUGACCACGAAACCAUGUCGGACGUAGCCUAUCCUACCCGGCGCUCUCGAUUCAGCCAUCCCAAGCGCUCCUCGUCUGGUGCCAUGAUGCCUCUUCACAGGCUGGGCACUCUAAAAGAAGUCCCCUCUACUGAUGUUCUCAAUGAAAGCGAGGGAGAGGGUGGCAGCAAAGACUGUAGCACGCCCAUUGACCCACUGCUCCAUUUUUCUGGGUGGUUGUGA